Molecule: messenger RNA, 1132 nt
Organism: Cyprinus carpio (common carp)
Lineage: Eukaryota; Metazoa; Chordata; Actinopteri; Cypriniformes; Cyprinidae
Product: CD59 glycoprotein
Source: RefSeq, a predicted model, not a curated record
AGUGGCUCAAUCUCUUCAGUUUUCAGAUUGGUCUGGAUGUGUCUGUGGUUGGAUUCCUUCUUCACAUUGGGGAUUAGACUGGUAAUCUGAAGGCAUUAUGAAAGCUUCUGUUGGAGUGUGUGUGGUGUUCGUUCUGGCUCUGGUGGAGCUUGGCUCUGCCAUUAAAUGUUACAAUUGUAGGGACUACACGGGCACAUGCUCUAAAAUUCGAGACUGCUACUAUGAUGAUGCCUGCGUGACCAUCUACGAGAGAGGUGGUGACACAUACAGGCAGUGUAUAAAGUACUCUGAGUGUGAGUACAGCACACUCGCCCAGAAGUUUCCCAAAAUUUCCAGCUUCAAGUUCUCCUGCUGUGCCACUGACCUGUGUAACACAGCACCUGUGUCCGUGUCCAGCCGCUCUGUGGUGGGAAUACUGCUCUCACUAGCACUCUUCUGGUGGGGUGUGCUCUAAAACGUCACAAACACAAGCGCUUCUGCAUUGUUCCUUGUAAAGCUGGUAGUGGUAUCAUGCAGUGAGAAUGCAGAGAUCUUCUAUAUCUUGAGUUAAUUGGUCAAAGAAGAAUUCACAGCUUAAAUCUCAACUGUAUGUUAAAACGGUGUGUGCUCACUGCUAAAGCUUGUAUUUUUUAGUUUUGUACUUAAUAGUGAAAGGGAAACCAUCUGAUUAUAAUGUAUUGUAUUCAGUUUUGCUUUGUGUAGGCUAUAUGUACUCUUUCGGGGCUAAACCUGUUACCCAGAAAAUUGGUGGGUUGUGAGGGUUCUGAUGCUGACAUGUUCAAAGGGUUAUGUGUUAUAUUAUAGUCAUUUUCAUAAAAACUGUUUAUGCCUGCUUUUCCUCUGCCUUGUUUACGAAUGUCUCUUUUAAAACUUAAAAUCUUUUGAAAAACAUUGUGUGCAAUAUGUAGACAUGUAGUCUUUUCAGUGUACUGAUUAGCUUCUUGUUACCACUAUAGCCAGCGAAACUUACUGAACCUUUGUGACCAAUAAAAAGAUCAUGCGGUUUUAUGCAAAUUGAGAGUUUGAGAAUUCUGUUAAAUAUUUACAGUGCAUCUGUAUCAUGCAUCUCAUUGCUUCUUAUAACCUGCAGUGCUAUAAAGAAUAAAAAUAUAUUGGUAACCUUUAUAUAGCA